GUGUGUCGCAGCACCAUGACCAAAAGGAAAGGAAACACAGGGACGAAGGUGACACUCAAGGAUGCCAAGAAGGCCAUACGGAUGAAACCCGACGGGUGGCGCCGGCUCACACUGAGCAACAUGGGCAUAACCAUCUUCCCGCAGUGUAUCCUCAAACUGACUAACAUGGAUGAGUUGGAUCUCAGCCGCAACCAGAUACAAAAAAUCCCAGAGGGCAUUGGGAAGUUGUCAUCGCUCAGGUGGCUGGAUCUGCACAGUAACAAGCUAGAGUCCGUGCCCGAGUCCAUCGGUAAACUGGUGGGCCUGACCUACCUCAACCUCUGUAACAAUCGUCUCACCUCGUCAGGUUUGCCGGCUACGCUGGCUUCCCUUACCAACCUGACGAGUCUAAAUCUGGGGUUGAACAAGCUGGAUGCCCUGCUUCCCACUAUGGUCCCUCUGGAGAGCCUCCAAGAGUUAGGCCUGUUUGAUAACCUCUUCACCCGCCUGCCAGACUUUGUGAAAGCCCUACGCAAUCUGACUAAAGUGAACAUAAAACGAAACCCCUUGUUGAAAGUUAAGGAGGCCGGCGAGGAGAUGGAAACUGAAAAGUCAGACGAGGAGGAUGGUGUGUACCUCGUCCAUGAGAGUAGACUGUGUAGUACAUGCCUUAAAAUAUGUAAAGACCCAGGAGGAAGGCAUUUGAGAGGAGAUUGUAUGAGGGACAUGUUUGAGGACAAAAGGUGUUAUUCGGGACUGGUAACACCGAACUCAGUGGCUGCGGUCAAUCAGGAUUUGUGGAGAGUUAAGAAACUAGAACACUAUCAGUCGUUCGAAAGCAAUAUUUGAUAUGUUUUGAUGCAUAUCACACUUCAACUCAUUAUACAACAACAAUGAAAACAUUUGCUCCUUCAGUAAACUGCUGUUUGUUGACUUGACUACCUGGCAUUAGCGAUGACAUCCGCAACACCUCUGCCUUUUAAUGAUGACACCACCUUGCACAACCUACAAGACAGAUUUCAGGUCACG
Messenger RNA from Phyllopteryx taeniolatus (common seadragon), 1008 nucleotides. RefSeq names its product leucine rich repeat containing 18a (gene lrrc18a). Gene Ontology annotation, molecular function: protein binding. The transcript has a single exon. Lineage: Eukaryota; Metazoa; Chordata; Actinopteri; Syngnathiformes; Syngnathidae. The record is from RefSeq and is a predicted model, not a curated record. The coding region runs from base 16 to 828 and encodes 270 amino acids.